This is a messenger RNA of Brassica oleracea var. oleracea, 1567 nucleotides long. RefSeq lists its product as uncharacterized. NCBI's taxonomy places the organism in Eukaryota, Viridiplantae, Streptophyta, Magnoliopsida, Brassicales, Brassicaceae. The record is from RefSeq and is a predicted model, not a curated record. The coding region runs from base 166 to 1404 and encodes 412 amino acids. The transcript is spliced from 3 exons.
UCUCCAUCAAGAAGAAGCUGCUUCUCUCUUUCCACAAACUCUCGUCAGCCACCCACACAUAAAUACAUAUCUAAUUUAUAACACUCACUAAACAUUUCACUUUCAAGAUAUUUUGUUUUUAUUUUUGUUUAAUCUUCUUACGUGAGCCAAAGAGAGCGUUUCAGGAUGGAACUAAUUAGGCCGAGAAUGCUCAAAGACUGCCUCUUGGAAGAUUCAAAUUCAUGUUCAUCAAAUGGGUUCAAAUCUAUGCCCAGAAGGCCUCCUCUCAACCCCUUCCCAAUGAUACCAAAGAAGAAGAAACAAUCCAGUGCAUUGCGGGUUGUGAUUAAUGCCGUUAAGAACCUCAGUUCCAACGCCAUUAAAUCCACUCCAUCAGGAAUUUUACCAAGGAGCCUUUCUCGGCGGCUAUCAUCAUCGAAGAACAAAGCAGAGAACAAAGCAAACAUCACCACCAUCAUUCGAGUCAAAGACAUCGUACGGUGGAGCUCCUCCAAGGACCUGCUGCAUGAAGACACAUCACAUUUCAAACCUCAUCAGUACACGUGCACGACCAAGACAAUCACAGGAUCAUCCACGGGCAGCGACACAUCCUCCAGCAGCUGGUGCGACUCGGAUUUUACGUCCGAGUUUUUACCGUCAGCAUGGGGAGGUAACGUUGAAAAAGAGGAAGGUGGUGAAAACCACAAGUUACAAUGUGUCGGCGAAGAUUCUUGCACAGCAGUAACAGACGCCGACACUGUAGUGGGACCUGAGGACUUACAGUGUGAAGAGGAGCAGAACAGUCCAGUCUCCGUUCUUGAGAUACAACUUGGGGAAGAUGACGAAGCAUCAAACUCUUCUUUCAGUCAAUGCCUUGAUAACGUUGAAAGAACCAAACAAAAGCUCAUGGAAACGAUUCAACGGUUUGAGAAUUUGGCCAACAUUAGUCCUUUCAAUUUAGAAGAAUGGGGUGAGGAAUCUUGCAAGGAUGAAAGUUGUGACACAGAGAUUGAAGAAGAUGAAGAUGACAUUGAUGAGGUUGAAGAGAAGGCAGCUGAGCUAUGGGAACGAGUCAAAGAAAGACAUGCCAUUUGGAUCCACGAAGAACAUCUGAUAAUGGACUAUUUCAGAGAUGAAUUGAUGCAGAGAACAAACGAAACUCAUCAUCAACACUUUGAGGAGCAAUUGGUGGGGAAGGCAAAAGGAUGGUUACAGGGACAGAGAGUAUCAGAGCUUGAAUGCGGAACAGGUGAGCAGAGGAGACAAGCAUGUGCUAGAGAAAUUGAAAGACUGGACUGGAACGAGAAACGGAUGAAGGAGGAGCGUGAAGAGGUGGCUGUGCAGGUCGAGGAUGGACUCUUCAGCCUCUUAAUGAAUGAAACUUUAAAUGCACUCUUCGAACAACCUGAACAGAGCAGCAAGUAGAAUCAAUGGUUAGCCUCCUACAUGCUCUGUCAACCAGCUUCUAAAGCACAAGAAACCUGUGAAAGGAGAUAGAUGCAGCUCUAUCACCCUCAUUCAGGUAACUUGAGCUUACCUAGAGAUCAGCAGGCAGCAACAGUUUUGAUUAGGGUUGAGUUUAAGCCCC